This is a messenger RNA of Iphiclides podalirius (scarce swallowtail), 681 nucleotides long. Lineage: Eukaryota; Metazoa; Arthropoda; Insecta; Lepidoptera; Papilionidae. The record is from the annotation of a GenBank genome assembly.
AUGGAUCGAAAGAUUUGUGCUGCUUCUAAUAAAGUUCAUACAACAACAAGCCUUGCCAGAGCAAUUUGUUUUGAAAAUGAGACACAAAUUGUAUUUCUUGAUACACCAGGUGUGAUAUCAGAUAAAGAGCAAAAGAGGUACAAAUUACCACUGUCAAUGUUAGGAGCUUGUGAAAAAAGCUUAAGAUGUGCUAAUGUUGUAGGUGUGGUUCAUGAUGUAUCUAAUAAAUGGACCAAAGAUAGAAUGCACCAAGAUGUUAUUAACAUGCUUCAUUCAGUUAUGAAUUUGCCAAGUUUUCUAAUAUUGAAUAAGGUAGAUAAAUUAAAGUCCAAAAGGCAGCUGUUAGCCACUAUUAGAAACUUGACAAAUGGAGUAAUUGCUGGAAAACCAAUUGCAGGAAAGCUCAAUAAAGAUAGUGCUAAAAAUAAAAUUGAUAAAGGUUAUAGCAAUUUCUCUGAUGUGUUUUUGGUAUCUGCAUUAACAGGUGAUGGAGUGGAUGCUAUUAAGGAAUACCUUAUUUCAAAUGCAAGAGUUGCUAAUCUCCAGUAUUCUCCUGAUGCAUGGACAGAUCAAACUCCUGAAAGUCUUAUUGAAGAAGCAAGGAUAAAGAUAGGGAGAGCGGCCCAACUCAAUACCGGCGCUGCUCUUCCCGCUACUGCACCUACUAAGCCCGUGACUGUA